This is a messenger RNA of Aspergillus pseudotamarii, 1164 nucleotides long. RefSeq lists its product as uncharacterized. The transcript is spliced from 6 exons. Lineage: Eukaryota; Fungi; Ascomycota; Eurotiomycetes; Eurotiales; Aspergillaceae. The record is from RefSeq and is a predicted model, not a curated record. The coding region runs from base 1 to 1164 and encodes 387 amino acids.
AUGAAAAGCAAGCCCAAAGGCAAAUCGAAGGGUAAAGGAAAGAAAAAAUUCAAAAGAGAACAUACCAACAACAACAAAGACAAUACGUGGCUGAAACAUCUCAGAAUCUGUAUCACAGCUUCGAACAAAACAAUCAAUGAGAUUGACCCAGGCAGGUUUUCAGAAGAGAUCACAGCUCAACUCGAAACAGCCCUUCGAAUCGAAGACGAAACUCUUAACCGGCCACUAAUUUCCAAACCUAAGGAUACUAAGGCAGAAUCGACAGUGAAGUGGGGUGAAGUCAAUACCGACUACAAUGAGGGGACACUUAGAGUAAGCUCGCUCAAGAGACGGUUGAAGAUGACCUUCACUGGCAACCCCUUGAAACUGCCCGGUGACCCCGAUAGGCACAGCUGCCAGAUUCACUCCCAGGAUAAAGCGACUCGCUCGGAACGCUCUGGUUCCGGCACUGCUAGUUUGAUAGAUGGCAACACAACAGGGACGCAUGGGGGUAUUCACACCGAGACAAAGAAGUCACCGACUACUCCUCCUACCCCAAAGUAUCUGAAGUACAUCAGGGCGACUAAUGAUUAUAUCUUUCUGGAUCUGGACUUCCUGGAGACAGAUACGUCAAACAAGCUCGUUCAUGGCAGCCCUCUAUCGGCGAUGAAGGGUACGAAGCAGCAAUCAUCAGGAGUGAGCCCUUCAGGAAAGAAGUCUCCGGAGACAAGGGACCAAGCUACUAAGAAGGGUCUCCAAAAACAGAUCGAACAACUUCGUAGCCUCACUGGAACCGAGGUGAAAACCAUUUCCCUCAAUGAUUUCAAGUCACCACAUAGAGUGGAGGACAGCCGACAAUGGAAUACCGUGAACCUGAGGUGCAGUACUUGUGGUGGGAACUGCCCAAUCUGUAGCGUAGCAUGCUGCAGAUAUGCAGAAGCUAAGCAGAUCAUUGCCGAUACCGAAUAUAAGCCUGGGGAAUCCGACAAUGCAACACAAAUAUUGCAGAUAAUUGAGGGGCUGGCGAACCCGGAGGCUGUGGCAGACGUGAAUGCAAGCCAAAUCCUUGGGAACUCUGCGAUUGGCACGAUUGAAGAUGUGGGAUGGGGAGUGAACCGGUUUGGCUACGUAUGGCACACUGAAAAAGCCUCUUGUCUGGGUGAGUAUUGCAAAGAACUUAGAUGA